Molecule: messenger RNA, 2392 nt
Organism: Ziziphus jujuba (common jujube)
Lineage: Eukaryota; Viridiplantae; Streptophyta; Magnoliopsida; Rosales; Rhamnaceae
Product: probable E3 ubiquitin-protein ligase LUL4
Exons: 4
Coding region: 578-2107 (509 amino acids)
Biological process (GO): protein ubiquitination
Molecular function (GO): ubiquitin protein ligase activity
Source: RefSeq, a predicted model, not a curated record
AUAUUAUUGCCUUUCAGGUAGUUUAGUACGAUGUUUUGAAUGCUCACCUGGAAAUGUUCCUCCUCCUUCAUAUUUUCCAUUUUUAAAGAAUCUGUAAUUACCCAUUUCUAUUUACAAAGUUUGUGCAGAAAUUUUAAUUUCUUUUUUAAUUUUUUUUUUAUGUGCCCAAUCCGAAUUGAGAAUUGAAAAUUGGAAUUCCAUUUCCAUGGCUAUUUGCGCGUUAUACGGCUGUUUUUUUUUUUUUUUUUAUGACUUUCCUUCAAUAAACUCUAAUUGGAGGAAAUCUCACUUUAAUUAAAUCCAUAAAGUAAAAAAGAAAAAAACAGUAUAUAUUUGUUGAGCGAUGCUUAGCAACACCCUUUAGUUUUAUUUUAUUGUUUUUGGUUGAUGAUCUUCCUAGUCAGACUCAUGCGGCAGAGAGACUGAGAGGGCAAGAAAGAGAGAGAGAGUUGCUUAAAUUCGAAGAAAAUGCAAAAAAUGGAAUGUUUGACUUUGGUCGUCGGAGUGCCAAACCCAACGAUGAUACAGAUUUUGGCUGUGCUGAGACUGUUACUGCCACUACCAGUCUGUAUGUGAGAUGGGUCUCUCGCUAAGUAGAAGAAUAAGAAGAAGGAGGAGAAAUCAAGAAAACGACCAAGACCAUCACCACCACCAUAACCAACAACAACAACAACAACGACAACCCCAAUCUCUUCCUUUCCGUUCACAGUUUUCUUCUUUACAUCCUCCUUCAUCUUCAUCUUCAUCUUCAUCUUCUUCUUCUUCUUCUCCUCCUCCUCCUCCUCCUCCUCCUCCUCUUUAUCCUCUUCCUCUGCCUCCUCCUACUCCUACUCCUACUCCUCCUCCUCCUCCGCCUCUUCCAUAUCGUUUUACUGCUACUACUUCACGUUUUGUUAUACUCGCUCCUCCUCCACCACCAGGUUCAACUCUGCCACCUCGAAGUCCUAUUCAUCUUCCUCGUUCCCCUCCUUCUCCUUCUAGUCCUCUGCCGCCGUCGCCGCUGCCACCACCACCACCACCUCCUCCUCCUCCUCCUCUGGCUUCGAAUUUAGUCUCUCUUCCUCCUCCUCCUCCUCCUCCUUUUCCUAUGGUUGAUUUCUUAGAGACGCUUCCCCAUCCUUCAUCGUCUUCUUGGGAUUUCGAUUUAUGGGACUUACGAACUACUACUCCUUGUUCUUCUUCUUCUUCUUCGUCUUCACCACAGCCAAGUUAUUUCUACGCUGUCAAUUCGAUUCCAGUUAGUUCGGUUGCCUCUGAUUCCCGCAAUUACUCACAACCCAUGUUGCUUCUUGCCAAUCCACGUAAUGGGUUUGAUGGGGAUCAUUCUGUGAUGGUGUCCACCUCUCAUCCACAACCUCCAUGUGUGAGUGCCAAGAAGAUUAACAAUUAUGUUGUUUUGCAUAAGGAUACCAUCAAGCUUGUUAUGGAUGCUAAAGAUUUUGGCAAUUAUUUGGUGUCUUUCACUUUUGAUGCUAUUGUUGAUGGCAGUAUCACCAUAUUUUUCUUUGCUAAGGAAGAGGGAAACUGCACAUUCACUCCAUUAUACCCUGAAUGUUGUGUGCCAAGGAAAAUCCCCUUUCAAAAAGGUCUAAGUCAGAAAUUUUUUCAGCCUUCUGGAACUGGCAUUGACCUAGGUUUCUUUGAUAUCGAUGAACUAUCAAGUUUCCAAGAAGGCAUUGUCCCACUUGUUAUCCAUGUUGAAACAUGCUUGCUGUCUCUCUCAGCUGAUGCACAAUCCAUUCAACCUUUGCAGACUAUGUCUGCUGCCGCGCAGGUUACUCAAGCUAUAUUGGAGAAGAAUAAUGAGGGCCAGUUUCGAGUUAGGGUGGUUGAGCAGAUCGUCUGGGUUGAUGGGGUUAGCUAUGAGCUACUUGAACUUUAUGGAAUUGGCCCCUUAGGUGAAGCAGGUGCUGAUGACAAUGAACCAGGGAAAGAGUGUGUCAUAUGUAUGGCUAAGCCAAAGGACACAACUAUUUUGCCUUGUCGACAUAUGUGCAUGUGCAGUGACUGUGCAGAAACAUUGAGGACCCGUUCGGAUAGGUGUCCCAUAUGCCGCCAAUUCAUUGAACAACUCGUAGUGAUGAAGGCUGAUAAAGUAUUGUCCUAGUGCAUGGAUAUAUAUUGUUCAUACAGUUUUGAAGCAGAAAUGCAACUCCCUGAGCAGCUACAAUUUAUUGUGGGAGAAAUAUCUUAUCAGCAAUUGGAGACAGUUUUUAUCGUAUUACAUGUAGAAAGGUUUAUUUAUACAGUUUUUUGUCUUUAAAGAAAAUCUGAUACAGUUUUUCAUAGCAUCUGUGCAAAGUUGUGUUUCCUCCUAUAGGCAUAGAGUAUAUAGUUUAAACAUGAAUAAUUGAAUUUCUCAUCAUCGAUGUUUUAGAAGGAAUCUUGAACC